Liolophura sinensis is the source of this 804-nucleotide messenger RNA. Its product is annotated as adhesive plaque matrix protein-like. NCBI's taxonomy places the organism in Eukaryota, Metazoa, Mollusca, Polyplacophora, Chitonida, Chitonidae. The record is from RefSeq and is a predicted model, not a curated record. Bases 1 to 804 code for a protein of 267 amino acids. The transcript is spliced from 2 exons.
AUGUCGCCGGUCCCACCCUACACAACGCAUAUCCUGUACAACGGUCCAAAUCAGCCGUCUGUCCCGUACAAGGGUACAAAUCACCCUCCCACCCUGUACAACUGUACAAAUCACCCGCCCAUUCUGUACAACGGUACAAACCACCCGCACACCCUGUACAACGGUGCAAAUCACCCUUCAGCCCUGUACGACGGUGCAAAUCAAUGGCCUGCCUUGUACAGCGGUCCAAAUCACCCGCCUGCCCUGCACAAGGGCCCAAAUCAUCCGCAUACCUUGUACAACGGUGCAAAUUACCCUCCAGCCCUGUACAACGGUGCAAAUCAAUGGCCUGCCUUGUACAACGGUCCAAAUCACCCGCCUGCCCUGCACAAGGGCCCAAAUCACCCGCCUGUCCUGCACAACGGUCCAAAUCACCCGCCUGCCCUGUAUAACGGUCCAAAUUCCCCGCCUGUCCUGCAUAACGGUUCAAAUCACCCGCCUGCCCUGUAUAACGGUGCAAAUCACCCGCCUGUCCUGCAUAAUCGUCCAAAUCCCCCGCCUGUCUUGCAUAACGGUUCAAAUCACCCGCCUGCCCUGUAUAACGGUGCAAAUCACCCGCCUGUCCUGCAUAAUCGUCCAAAUCCCCCGCCUGCCCUGUAUAACGGUCCAAAUUCCCCGCCUGUCCUGCAUAACGGUCCAAAUCACCCGCCUGCCCUGUAUAACGGUGCAAAUCACCCGCCUGUCCUGCAUAACGGUCCAAAUCACCCGCCUGCCCUGUAUAACGGGGAAAUCAAGGACCCCUUCUGUUCACGUAAACAGAUGUGA